CCUGCAAAGACCCUUGGACCAGCCGCUGAGCCACCAUGAUCUCUAGGCUCCUUUCCCUUCUCUGCCUCCGGCUGUGUGUUGGGCAAAGAGACAUUCCUGAAAAUGGGCCUCUUCCCAAGCCCAGCCUCAGUGCCUGGCCCAGCACAGUGCUUCCCACCAAGAGCAAGGUGACAAUGCAAUGUAAGAGCCCUACCCCAAGUAAACACUUCAUCCUCAAAAAGGAAGGUUUCAUUUUGGAUUUUAUGAAGCCAUAUAAUUUGACAGAGGAGACAGCUGAUUUUUAUAUCACUGAGCUACGACAGAAUGAUGGCGAAUACUACACCUGUGAAUACUACAGCAAAUGGUCCCACGACACACUGUCACAGCCCAGCGAUGCCCUUUUCCUGUUGGUGACAGGGUACUUACCUAAGCCCUCCUUCCAAGCCCACCACAGGGGCACAGUGACUGCAGGAAGCAAGGUGACUUUGCAGUGCCAGAAAGCAAGCAGUGUCCUCGGACCCAUACGGUUUGCGUUGCUGAAGGUGGGACUCUCAACUCCUGUGCAGAUGAGGAGUUCAACAGGAAUGGUGUUAGACUUCUCUCUUCAGAACGUGACAGCCAGAGACUCCGGGCAAUACAGCUGUGUUUACUAUCAGGCAAAGGCUCCCUAUCGAGCCUCAGGUCCCAGCAAUCUCCUUGAGAUCUCUGUGAUAGGAGACCUUCUGCCUUGAGAUCCUCCUGCCCCAACUUUCCCACCACAACCGCCAGCACACUCACCUAAGCCCCUGGAUACCAUGACAGAAGGCUACACCAUGGGUAACCUCAUCCGGGUUGUUGUGGUUGCUGUAAUCGUGCUGACAGUGGGAGGCUUUCUGGUUGAAGCCUGGCAUAGUGAGCGGCUGUCUCCAAAUAGACCCUGGUAA
Messenger RNA from Grammomys surdaster, 902 nucleotides. RefSeq names its product T-cell-interacting, activating receptor on myeloid cells protein 1-like. The transcript is spliced from 7 exons. Gene Ontology annotation, cellular component: plasma membrane. Lineage: Eukaryota; Metazoa; Chordata; Mammalia; Rodentia; Muridae. The record is from RefSeq and is a predicted model, not a curated record.